ACCUCACGCACGGCUGGUCCCUCCACUUGCGCUCUCCAGUCUCACGCACGAGGUUCUUUAGCGCGUCAUGGCCGACGUGCCCUUCUGGCUUCUGACUCGUGCGGUUGCGCCCAGACAGACACCGGGCUCGCCGCCUCUCUCUCUCUCUCUCUCGUAAUCCUUUCCUUUUCUGGGCCUGAUACGGGAGCCAGAUCCGGAUGGACCAGCCCCCGGCGAGGCGCCGGGACCGCCGAUGGCGGCGGCGGGGGGUGGGGGGAGCGCCGCUGCAGCCGCGGCACCGGGGGCUGCUGGUGCGGACGUGCUGGCCGUGGAGCAGGGAAGCGCGGCGGCCACGACAGCCCAGGUAGCUGCGGGCGGCGCCGCGACGCCGGCGAGGCGCAGGAACCGGCGGAGGUCUCGGAGGCGGCGUGAUCGGAGUGCCGGCGAGGCCGCGGUGGCCGCGUCGGAGAAGACGGAAGCUCCCGUUUCAGAUGCCAUUUCAACUCAAGGAGGUUCAGCUCUGCAAGCAAGGUGUCAUCUGGAAGCAGUGGCAGAACAUUUGAGCGACAGUGGGCUGCAGACUACAGCUGAGAAGAUAACGGACUCAAAUAAAACAAGAAAGAGAGAUUUUCAGGUUGGAAAUAAGGUGCUAAAAGUUUCUGCGGCAGAUGGUGCUGCCUGCUCUUGUCUUGCCCGCCAUGAGCAUUCUGUUGGACAAAUUGAAGCCUCAAGGAGCAAGUUAUAUAAGAGAUCUGAUGUACAAUUCCCUAUUUAUGGUUGCACGGCACAAGGAUCUGAUUAUCACAGUAAAGAAUCAAACUUUCCAGAGAUGAAGAGUCCCCAUUUGUCAGGGAACCUGGAAGAAGUAUACCAGAACAGAAUAUUUCCUGGCCGUAGCUCUCUGCAGAAGUCUGAGGAAUAUAAGGAAAAUGAAAAUGGAGCUUCUCUCAACUCCAGCAGUUUAAUGGAGGAAAAGAAGAGAAGUAAAAGAAGAGGCGGGAAAAGACAUAAUCGUUGCAAAAAAGCUACUCCGCAGGAUUCUCCAUUGCCAACUACUGCUGAUACUUCUGGUUUGAUGCCAGUCGUUUCUGAGAACAAUACUUCAUGUCUUAAACCCAAGGGACAGAGGGAGAAUCAAGAUCAGAACAAGGUACCCAUAACUAACUUAGUUCCAGUGGAUACUGCAAAGAGAUCAGAAGCAUAUGGUGUAAAUUUGGAUAGCGACCCUGAAAAGAGGUGUGAAAGGGGAACUAGUAAUUUAGACGGCACCUUUGAAAAGAUGUGUGAGCUGGGAAAGAGUACUUUGGACUACACAAAUAUGGAGAGACAUGGUCUCCAAGAGCAAGACGCACUAUGUUCAUCAAACGAUCACAAUGCUAACUACCUGAGCCCUUCCCAUUUGGCCGAGGCAUAUAUGGAAAAGCUCAAACUUGUCUUUUCACCAGGGCGACCCUUUGGGUUUCCAAAGAAAAAGCUUCUCAUCUUAGAUCUUAAUGGUUUACUUGCGGAUAUCAAUGGUGACUACCACAAUGCUCACAUGGCUGAUGCCAAGGUUCGAGGAAAAUUAGUCUUCCGAAGGCCUUACUGUGAUGAUUUUCUCAACUUCUGUGCACUGAAUUUCGAGCUAGGAGUAUGGUCCUCAAGAAAAAAAGAAAAUGUUGCUUCGGUUGUUAGUAUCGUUAUGAGAGAUUUUAAACCACGCCUGCUAUUUUGUUGGGACAUGUCUAAAUGCACAUUUACUGGACACAAAACACUGGAGAACAUGCACAAACCAUUGGUUCUGAAGGAACUGAGGAAACUGUGGAAUAAGGAAGAUCCUGAUCUUCCAUGGGAAGAGGGGGACUAUUCAGCUUCGAAUACAUUACUUGUGGAUGAUUCUCCUUACAAAGCCCUGCGCAACCCUCCACAUACAGCAAUUUUUCCUCGCUCGUACAGUUAUUUGAACUGGAAUGACAAUUCACUGGGCCCCGGUGGAGACCUUCGCGUUUAUCUGCAGAACCUAGCUGCUGCAGAUGAUGUCGAGUGUUUUGUUCGUAAUAAUCCAUUCGGUCAACCCUUCAUCACCGAGAGCGACCCGCAUUGGAACUUCUAUGCUCAGAUUGCCAACAAAGGGAGCGCCCCCUUGACAUGUUGUGCUUGAACUCUCCUAUUCCUGGGAGUCCAGUGGUGAUCCAUGGUCACGGAUCAGGCUCUUAAGCUUUGUAUGUUGUGAUCUUCUUGAGGAGUGCUAGUUUGCUUGUAUCCCUGUACUGAGGAUUAUAGAGUUUUUGUAGUAUCAGUUUAUCUGUAGGCUAUCUCGAAUUGCUAGCAAUCUCUUCAUGUUUAUUCACUUGUCUUUCAUUUUCCUUUUAUGUCUGUCACCGCUACCGAUACCUCAACUAUCAAUGAUGCAGAAUUAGUUGCUUGCUCA
Panicum hallii is the source of this 2389-nucleotide messenger RNA. RefSeq lists its product as uncharacterized. Lineage: Eukaryota; Viridiplantae; Streptophyta; Magnoliopsida; Poales; Poaceae. The transcript is spliced from 7 exons. Bases 233 to 2119 code for a protein of 628 amino acids. The record is from RefSeq and is a predicted model, not a curated record. Gene Ontology annotation, molecular function: phosphoprotein phosphatase activity.